CUUUUAUUUAUUGUAGAUGUUAGUAGAAGAUAGAUUGAAACUCGAAGACUGCGAAGAAAAUGGGUAAACACAAAGAAGAAGCUUAGUACUCAUCAUUAAGUGCUUUUUCUUUAGUUGUUCGAAUAAUCGAUUUUUGAAAAUUUGAGUUUUGUGCUUGUUAUAUAUAAAAUUGACUUGAGUCAACAAACAGAAACCAAACACAUCACUAAAUGGGUUCAGGAAGCAGAAGCUACUCAGCGAAUCCUCAAGAUUACAAGCUUCUAGAAGAAGUUGGUUACGGUGCAAGCGCAACGGUUUAUCAUGCAGUUUAUCUUCCAUACAACGAAGAAGUAGCGGUGAAAUCUCUCGAUCUAGAUCGAUGCAAUUCAAAUUUCGAUGAUAUUCGUAAAGAAGCACAGAUCAUGAGCUUAAUCGAUCAUCGAAACGUUGUCAAAUCGUAUUGUUCGUUCGUUGUGGAUCGUAAACUUUGGGUGAUUAUGCCUUUUAUGGCGCAAGGUUCAUGUUUGCAUUUGAUGAAAUCAGCUUAUCCUGAUGGAUUUGAAGAAGAUGCUAUUGGAUCCAUUUUGAAAGAGACGUUGAAAGCUUUGGAUUAUCUUCAUCAACAUGGACACAUUCAUCGUGAUGUUAAAGCUGGUAAUAUUUUGCUUGAUUCUAAUGGUGAAGUCAAACUUUCGGAUUUUGGUGUUUCUGCUUCUAUGUUUGAUACUGGUGAUCGUCAGCGUUCUAGAAAUACUUUCGUCGGUACUCCUUGCUGGAUGGCGCCGGAGGUGUUGCAACCUGGUACUGGUUAUAAUUUCAAGGCUGAUAUUUGGUCUUUCGGAAUUACGGCGCUUGAGUUGGCUCAUGGUCAUGCGCCUUUUUCGAAGUAUCCUCCAAUGAAGGUUUUACUCAUGACCAUACAGAAUGCACCUCCUGGCCUUGAUUACGAUCGUGAUAGAAAGUUCUCGAAGUCUUUUAAGGAAAUGGUUGCUAUGUGCCUGGUAAAAGAUCAAACGAAGAGGCCGUCUGUGGACAAGUUACUGAAACACUCAUUCUUCAAACAAGCUAAGCCUCCGGAGCUUUCUGUGAAGAAAUUAUUUGCUGAUUUACCGCCUCUUUGGACUCGUGUAAAAGCCCUCCAGCUUAAAGAUGCAGCUCAACUAGCACUGAAGAGAAUGCCUUCUGCAGAACAAGAAGCAAUAUCUCAGAGUGAAUAUAAGCGAGGAGUUAGUGCAUGGAAUUUCGACGUUGAUGAUUUGAAAGCUCAAGCUUCAUUGGUACAAGAGGAGGAUGAUGAUAUUGCAGAGAUAAAGGAAGAAGAUGAAAACAAGUUCUUCAACUCUAAUAAGGAUACAAGUGAUUCCCAGUUUGGUGUGGACAAGAGGAAUUCAGAUAACUCACAGGAAAAUGAGUUCGCAUUACAAGUUGGUGGUAGUAAUGUGCCCGCGUUACAUGUUGGUGGUAAUGACAUACUUCAGAGUGAUAAAAGAAAUGGAUCAAUUGCUGAGGCAACAACAUCUACUUCAGAGAAGGACAUGGGAACAGGAAAGAUUAAAACUCAGGCAGUGAAAGUUGGCAAAACCCAAAGUGGGCCACUGGUGCCUGGAACAGUGCUUGGUCAUUAUUUACCCGAAAAAGGGCGUCUAUUUGAAAGGUUUGAGAAUGAAAAUCAGUUACCUGGUGAGAAAAUUAAUCGUGAUAUGCGACGAGCUCCAAGCUUUAGUGGUCCAUUGAUGCUUCCUAAUCGAGCUUCGGCAAAUAGUUUAUCAGCCCCAAUAAAAUCCUCUGGAGGAUUCAGAGAUUCCCCAGAUGAUAAAUCAAAGGCUAAUCUAGUGCAAAUUAAAGGGCGGUUCUCAGUGACAUCAGAAAAUUUAGAUCUAGUGAAGGAUAUUCCUGCAAGUUCAGUUUCACGUCGAUCUUCACAGGAUUCUUCACCACUGAGGAAAUCUGCCAGUGUUGGUGAUUGGAUGUUGGAUUUCAAACAACAAAUGCCAACUGGACAGUCUUCCAAUGAUUCUGCCAAUUUGAAUGUUCCCGCAUCAGUUAUCGUGCCUCACCUUCACAAUCUUUACCAGCAGAUGUCUAUUCAACAGGAUCUUAUAAUGAGUCUGUUGAGUAGCUUGCAAACUGCUGAGCCAAAUGAUGCUUCUCAGAAUGGAAAAUUGCCACCAAUGCCUCGCAGUUCAGAGAAUAAUGGCAGUGUUGAUACAGCAACUUCAGAAAGAGAACAACUUCUACUGGCCAAAAUUUCAGAACUUCAGUCUCGGAUGGUCAGUUUGACAGAUGAACUUACUUCUGAGAAGUUAAAACACAUGCAUUUGCAACAACAGGUAGCAGCUUUCUACAGUCAGCAACAAAACGGGGAAAGAGAGGAAGGUGCAUGAAUGCGGAUAAUAACUAUAGUGUUUAGUGAAGUAAGCGUACACCCAGCUAAUGAUGAUAAAUUAUAAGUUUCACUCCAUUCUCUCCCCCCCUCCUCUCUCUCUCUCCCUAUCUCUCUGCCAAAGAGGUUCUGCUUUUUGCAUGUUGAUGGUCGAUAAGAGUCAUGUAUCUUCUCCCGUUCAGCUUGCCUUGUUUUCGACAAACCUUUGUAACGAUCUGAAAGCCAGGCAAGUGAAAAUGAGCAAAAUGAUCUCAUUAUUUAUUUCAUUCAAGAUUCAGAUGUACAUAAACUUUUCUGUUGUAUCAUACUGCAAUCUGCUAUGCUUGCAGAUUAAUUAGGAGUUUAAGUUAUGGGGACAAAACCCCGUUGGGAUAGUAAUAUCCCUACAUAUUAUGUUGUUUAUAAUCAUAAAUUAUUAUUCCUAUAUCGGAUUUGAGCAUGUAUAGGUUUAUUGUAUUCUACCUGCUGAAUAAGAAUAGAAUUUUGUACCAAA
Molecule: messenger RNA, 2855 nt
Organism: Medicago truncatula (barrel medic)
Lineage: Eukaryota; Viridiplantae; Streptophyta; Magnoliopsida; Fabales; Fabaceae
Product: serine/threonine-protein kinase BLUS1
Exons: 18
Coding region: 210-2363 (717 amino acids)
Biological process (GO): protein phosphorylation
Molecular function (GO): protein kinase activity; protein serine/threonine kinase activator activity; ATP binding
Source: RefSeq, a predicted model, not a curated record